Molecule: messenger RNA, 775 nt
Organism: Micropterus salmoides (largemouth bass)
Lineage: Eukaryota; Metazoa; Chordata; Actinopteri; Centrarchiformes; Centrarchidae
Product: general transcription factor IIH subunit 5-like
Exons: 3
Coding region: 168-383 (71 amino acids)
Biological process (GO): transcription initiation at RNA polymerase II promoter; nucleotide-excision repair; nucleotide-excision repair, preincision complex assembly
Cellular component (GO): transcription factor TFIIH core complex; transcription factor TFIIH holo complex
Source: RefSeq, a predicted model, not a curated record
CGCAUGCGCUCGUUUUGGAUCGCAGAAAAUUGUCCCUCUGUAGCCACCGUAUGUCACCCCAGUCAGUGCCAUUAAACUUUGAAAGGCUAGCACAGGAAACAACCGCAGCUAUCAGGUUUUGAGGAUUUUAAUUGGCAUCAACUGCCGAUUUCUCUUCGCCUGUCAACAUGGUCAACGUACACAAAGGUGUCCUUGUUGAAUGUGAUCCUGCCAUGAAACAGUUCCUCCUCUAUCUAGAUGAAAAAAUGGCCCUGGGAAAGAAGUUCAUCCUCAAGGACCUUGACGAUACACACCUCUUCAUCCUGGCGGAGGUGGUUCACACCCUUCAGGAGAGAGUUGGCGAGUUGAUGGACCAGAAUUCAUUCCCUUUUACACAAAAAUAACACUAAACUUUUUCAAAUGACUCUUUGUUGUUGGACUUUGGACUGUUUACGAGUUUGGCUUAAUAUGAACCUGGUUUGUAAUGUUUUAACUACAGACUGAAAUGGAGCUAUUGUCCGAUUUUUGUUACAUUGAUGUUAAAAAAUUAAUAAAAAAAAAAAAAGCACAUUUUGCUCCUUGGUUGCACAGUGUGUGUGUUGGCUCAAUUUGUCUUUUAAUUGUGUUCAUUAUACAAUUUGUCAAAUGUAUUCAUGGAGUUGAACAGCAGUGACAACCAGAGAACCAAAAUAACCAAUUUGUUAAGUGUUUAACCCAGAAAUAUCACUUAAUGUAGGUUUGAUGAAUGUAAUAAAUGCCAUGUUCUUACUUUUUAAUAAAUGAUUGAAGAAUAUAA